Molecule: messenger RNA, 6191 nt
Organism: Clupea harengus (Atlantic herring)
Lineage: Eukaryota; Metazoa; Chordata; Actinopteri; Clupeiformes; Clupeidae
Gene: abtb3a
Product: ankyrin repeat and BTB domain containing 3a
Cellular component (GO): nucleosome
Molecular function (GO): DNA binding; protein heterodimerization activity; structural constituent of chromatin
Source: RefSeq, a predicted model, not a curated record
AAAUCUCGAGCUGUCAGGUUGGCCCUGCCAGAGCUGACUUAUUGACAUCUCUGAUUGGAUGCCUUCUUCCUUUAUGCAUAUAACCCCUCCCAUUCGUGAGAGAUGCUUUGCAGAGAGCAAUGCAGUAGUUAGUCGUGAGUCCGCCAGCUCUCAAGUUACGCACACGAAGUUAAGCGCAACAGCGACUUGAUGCCACAUUUUCGGUGAAGUAGGAAAAAGGAUAUUGGAAGAAGAGUUUCGGUCUUUAUUAGAGAUCAGAUAAAACAAUUAUCAAGACGGACGCAAGGACCAAACUGCAACCCUGGCGGCAGUGAAGUACAAGAACGGAUUUUUGGCAUUCCUUUAAAAAACAGGUAUACACUAUGAGGUGCAGCCAUGUCAGGCAACGGUAAGACUGCCGCGAAGACGCUGGAGGAUUUAACGUUAGAUUCCGGUUAUGGUGGAGCCGCGGACUCCUUCAGGUCGUCCAGCGUGUCUCUGUGCUGCUCGGACACGCAUCUCUCGUACGCGCAUGGGGGCAACUGCUGGCAUCUAACCGAGUCCAUGCAUAGCAGACAUAACAGUUUGGACACAGUAAACACAGUCCUGGCGGAAGACACAGAAAUCCUGGAGUGCUCUGGCCAGUGCGCGAAAUUGCCCGAGCUGGAGGACGUGCCAUGGAACCUCGGAGAUGUGGAGAGCGCGCUCAGAAAGGAGGAAGAACUGCGAGUAGGGUGCCCAACGAGGGAGAUCCUGGCCAAGCUUUCAGCUCUGGUGAGCCGCGCACUGGUGAGAAUCGCCCGGGAGGCGCAACGCCUGAGCUUACGCUAUGCUAAAUGCACCAAGCAUGAAAUUCAGAGCGCAAUUAAGGUGGUCCUCUCAUGGACAAUUUCUGUCAAUUGUAUUACUGCAGCGCUUAGUGCCCUGUCGCUGUAUAAUAUGAGCACUGGUGACAAGUUCAGCCGGGGCAAGUCAGCGCGCUGUGGACUGGUCUUUUCAGUUGGGAAGUUCUUCAAGUGGAUGGUCGACAGCCGGGUGGCCUUGCGGGUCCAUGAGCAUGCGGCUAUAUACCUUACUGCGUGCAUGGAAAGUCUCUUCAGAGAAGUGUUCAGCCGUGUUCAACGCAGUGCAUUGAUCGAGAAGGACAACGGAAUCCCUAAGUUUACCUUGGAGUCUUUGGAGCAGGCUAUCAACAACGACUCGGAAUUAUGGGGUCUUCUGCAGCCAUACCAGCAUCUCAUUUGUGGAAAGAAUGCGAACGGUGUGCUGAGCCUUCCGGACAGCCUGAACCUGCACCGGGACCAGCAGCAGCGCGCGGGGAAGAGUGGCGAGGGCGGCGCGUACAGCCAGGCGGAGCUGCGCACCAUCGAGCAGUCCCUGCUGGCCACGCGCGUGGGGAGCAUCGCUGAGCUCAGUGACCUGGUGUCACGCGCCAUGCACUACCUCCAGCCGCUGCACAUCAAGAACCCCAGUAACGGCACGCCGGUGCACCAGAGUCGCGCCGCCGCUGCCGCCGCCGGCUCGGUCCACUGGGAGCCCGAGGCCCUCUACACGCUCUGCUACUUCAUGCACUGCCCACAGAUGGAGUGGGAGAACCCCAACGUGGAGCCCUCCAAGGUCACCCUGCACACGGAGAGGCCGUUCUUGGUAUUGCCGCCUCUAAUGGAGUGGAUCCGGGUGGCGGUGGGCCACACUGAGCACCGCAGGAGUUUCUCCGUGGACAGUGACGACGUGCGGCAAGCAGGCCGUCUCCUGCUGCCCGGGGUGGACUGUGAACCCCGGCAACUAAAAGCUGACGACUGCUUCUGUGCGACCAGGAAGCUAGACGCCACUUCCACGGAGGCUAAGUUCCUGCAGGAUCUAGGGUUCCGAAUGCUCAACUGUGGCAGGACGGACCUGGUCAAGCAGGCCGUCAACCUGCUGGGGCCAGACGGUAUCAACAGUAUGAGUGAGCAGGGGAUGACCCCGCUCAUGUAUGCGUGUGUGCGCGGGGACGAGGCCAUGGUGCAAAUGUUACUGGACGCCGGAGCCGACAUCAACAGCCAGGUGCCCAGCACAGUACACAAGCACCCCUCAGUUUACCCCGAAACCAGGCAGGGGACACCACUCACAUUCGCUGUGUUACAUGGACACGUCCCUGUCGUGCAGCUGCUGCUGGACGCGCGGGCGAGCGUGGAGGGGGCCUUGCAGGACGGCGCGGAGAACUACGCCGAGACCCCGCUGCAGCUGGCCUCCGCCGCAGGAAAUUUUGAGCUGGUGAGCUUGCUGCUGGAGAGAGGAGCAGACCCGUUCAUCGGCACCAUGUACCGCAACGGGAUCACCUCUGCCCCUCUGGGGGACAUGAACUCGUACAGUCUAGCCGCCGCACAUGGACACAGGAAUGUAUUCCGGAAGCUUUUGUCGCAGGCCGACAAGGACAAGGGCGACGUGCUGUCACUGGAGGAGAUCUUGGCUGAGGGCUCGGAGGCAGGCCAGAGCCAGGGCCAGAGCCAGAACCAGACCCUGAGCCAGAACCAGACCCUGAGCCAGACCCAGAGCCAGACCCUGAAGCGGGCGACCCAGCAGGAGGGCGCCGCCACGCGGAUCGGGAAAGCCAAGCUGCGGGCUCUGCGGGAGGCCAUGUACCACAGCGCAGAACACAGCCAUGUGGACAUCACCAUCGACAUCCGCAGCCUGGGUGUACCGUGGACGCUGCACACCUGGCUGGAGACGCUGCGCACCUGCUUCCAGCAGCACCGGCGGCCGCUGAUCCAGGGCCUGCUGAAGGACUUCAGCUGCAUCCAGGAGGACGAGUACACCGAGGAGCUCAUCACCCACGGCCUGCCGCUCAUGUUCGAGAUCCUCCGAGCCAGCAAGCAGAACGAGGUGAUCAGCCAGCAGCUGUCUGUGAUCUUCACCCAGUGCUAUGGGCCAUUCCCAAUCCCCAAACUGAUAGAGCUCAAGAGAAAGCAGACGUCACGCCUUGAUCCUCAUUUUCUCAACAACAAAGAGAUGUCAGAUGUGACUUUCCUGGUGGAAGGGAAGCCAUUUUAUGCCCACAAAGUGCUACUCUUCACUGCUUCAGUCCGAUUUAAGUCUCUGCUUGCCAACCGGCCUGCCUCAGAGAACACCUGCAUUGAAAUUAGUCACGUCAAGUACAAUAUAUUUCAGUUGGUGAUGCAGUACCUGUACUGUGGAGGAACUGAGUCUCUGCACAUCAGGAACACGGAGAUCAUGGAGCUCCUGUCUGCAGCCAAGUUCUUCCAACUGGAGGCCCUCCAACGUCACUGUGAGAUCAUCUGUUCAAAGAACAUAACAAUAGAGACAUGUGUGGAUAUAUACAAACAUGCCAAGUUUCUGGGUGCGAACGAGCUAGCCGCAUUCAUUGAGGGCUACUUUUUGAAGAACAUGGUGCUCCUGAUUGAGCUGGAGGGCUUCAAACAGCUGCUGUACGACGCGCCCGCCGACAGCCCCGGCUCAGGCCCCGCGUACGACAUGCUCCACGAGCUGGAGAAGACCCUCGCAGCCCGCAUCCACUCCAUACACCUCUCAUCCUCCAAGGGCUCGGUUGUGUGAAGCUCGCCACACGGUAGCAGCGGUAACGCCUUCACUGAAUGAUCCCACUUGCAAAACCACUCCCAGCCCCCAGGGGGCCCCCUUGAAGGGCUACCACUGUGUGACAUUCCGACAACAUCCCCACUACGCCGUGGUGACAUAUGCCUGUUCCACGUACAUGGAAGCAGAGGAACUCGCCUUAGACAGAGAGAAACAUGCGUCUCUACCAGCUCUUAUCUCCAAAAGCACUGUUGUAGGGCUAUAUAUGAGUUACACUAGUUUUAUAUCAUUAGCAGUUUACGCAUUGUGGAGUUUCACAUGUUAUGAACAUUACAUGUAACUUUGGUUCCAGUGAUCCGAGAUUAUAGUGGACUAAUUCUAGAUGAAAUAUGACUUUUAUUGCAGUUUUCGAUCUCGUUACUAGUUACUUGCAGCAUGACAGGCAAGGUAUGUUACAACAAAAUGAAAAGAAAAAAAACAUGGUCACUGGAUCUACAUGAACUUAAGUUGUCAUAAAACCAGUUUUAUCAAAGUCAAGGUAUUUAAAAUAUAUAUUAGUAUUUCGUAUAUCUAUUUAAAACACCCACAGAAGGCACGGUGGGGAUGGAUAGAUAUAGUCAUUUUUUACCCAAUUGUACUAGUCCACAAACUUAUCUGAUUUCUUCGUGGUUCACAAGCUUGUCAUGCAGUACGUAUCAUUCAUUUAAGUUCUUGCCAAGCGUUACUGGAUCCAGACACCUGUGUUAUUGGUAGUUCAUCCAUUCUUUAAUGUUAGCCUAGUUGGAAAUCGGUCAAUGAUGUCAAUAACUUGCAUGGAAAACACAACAACACUGCGUUGACUGCUCUCUCUCUCUCUCUCUCUCUUAUUACAAACACUGUCUGUACACUGAAAACUGUGACCUUGGAUUUGACCUCUCAGUUGGUGGAGCUCAGUAUAUUGAGACAGGACAGCAAAUGGGACAAGGACUUGUGUAGCCAUGCAUCCAGCAGCCUAAUUGCAAGCGCUUGGACAUUCUCUGCUCCUCUCUUCUCUUCUAGCCUGCUGCUUCCAGUGGAUAUGGUGCCAGCAAAUUAAACUUUUAAAUGUCGUUCCAAUCGUGCGGUUCUGUCCCUGCAGGUGCAUGUCAGGCUCCCUUUAAUUUCUUUAUUUUGUCUCUUUGUGUGUGUUUUAAGCUUAGUCUCUGUCUCAUGUUAAAGGAGCAGUUCACUCCAAAAGGAAUGUUUAGUCCCUCACCCUUUUUUUAUUUCAAUGCCAAUAGCAAAUAAGGUGGUGAUGAUUUUCAAAGGCUAGAAAGGACACAAAAAGCAACCAUUUAGAGAGGGGGGAAAAACAACACUAUAGUUUUUACCAGCACAGGGGUGAGUAGUUGAUAGAACUUUUCAUUUUGAGGUGGACUAUCUCUUUAUAUGUAGCAUUGCUAGCAUGGGUUUGUGUCGGAAGGAAAGUAAGGCAAAGCAGAAGUAAAUAUGUUGUUCUCCACUUCUACUGUAUCUUCUACUCAUCAACCAGACACCACCCUGUCCCAGUGGAUUACCAUGUAGAUACUUGUACGAUAACACUGUUGAUUCUUCAUAGAACAUUUUGCCUAUUGUUGUCUUAUCCAGUGCAACCCUAAAUGUAACAGAUUUAAAUAUAUGUUUCUGUGAAAAUUAAUUUGAAAUGACAUAAAAUACAUUUUAGUUCAUAUAUUAAAUUGAACUAUAAAGAAUAGAAUAAGUUCUUGGAGUGCUGUUCUAUUGGACAGGUUUGUGCGGUACAAUUGUUUAAUGUGCAAACCAAACUUGGCAGGCAAACAAUAACCGGUAGUUGACUACAUCCUUAAGGUGUGAUCAUCAUGAUAGAAAACUGUGAAACUAUUUUAUUUUUUAGCAUUCACAAUAUUACUUUAUUUUUUUACAAUAUUCACCUUUAUUUUUAAUGCCUCAUAGAUACACAGAGCAGAGAAGAGUAUAGAUAUAUAUGAUAAUUAUAUAUAUAUGAUUCAGAGAUGACGACCUUUAUUAAGUGGUCACAGACAAGGACACAGAGAUAUAUGAAAGUUGUUGUUGAGUACAAAGAGGUGGAAAUAUUAUCUAUGAGUCCAGCCUAUGUGUUAGGAUUAUAGUGUAUUGUGAUUCAAGUUGACAGGUAAUAUAAGUGAUUUAUUUUCAUGGAUUGACAUUCAAGGGUUUGCUUUUCCUUCUUUGUCUUUGUUCCCAUAUGAACAUCCAUAAGUAUGUACAACCAUAAGGUGGCUGUGUCGCUGAUUGAAUUCACUUUUGUCAGGCCUGGAAAGAAACUUGCUAAGUCCUGCUAUUGAAGACAGAUAGCUUUCUGUGUCAUGGCUUUUUUACUCUGUAUGCCUGGACUAUAUACACUGAAAUCUGCUUAAUAAAUGCAACCUAAAUGAAUCACUGAUUUGCUUUGACCAGCACCCCUUGAUGUCUCUGUUAGACAAAACAUGCAUGUUUUCUCUAAGUCUUUAGGACGGAUUGCAUACAUUUGCUACAAUUAUUUAAACUGUACAUUGUACAAAAAUAUAUAUAUACAUACAUAUAUGAUGUACUACAUGUAAAUAUCGGGGAUGUGGCUGAGUUUAAUAACAGGGAAAAAGAAUGUUAUUCUUGUGCUACAGUGCAGUUGUUGACUGACAUGCAUUUAUGUACAGAAAAUAAAACGACCACAGUUUAAAACACUC